Rotaria sp. Silwood1 is the source of this 531-nucleotide messenger RNA. Lineage: Eukaryota; Metazoa; Rotifera; Eurotatoria; Philodinida; Philodinidae. The record is from the annotation of a GenBank genome assembly.
AUGUUUCAUCAACAUGAAUCUCGAUGUCAUCGUGGUUUUUAUUUACAUCUCUGGUUUAAUAAUGAAAAGAACUUAACAAGAAAUACAUGUCUUUGUCCGUCUAGUUUUUAUGGUAAUAUGUGUCAAUAUCAAAAUCAACGAAUGAGUUUGACCAUUAUAUUUCGAACAUUAUCAGAUUCUUGGACAACAUUAUUUGUAAUAAUUAUUUCACUUAUCGAUGAUAGUGAAGAAAGAAUUAUUUAUUCAUAUGAACAAUUCACUUAUUUGCCAAUAAGAGAUUGUAAAAUCAAAUUUUAUAUAUACUUGCUCUACUCAAAUCGACCAAAAAAUGAAACUAAAAAUUAUGCAAUACAUAUUGAUAUUGAUAUUUAUGAAAAAAGUUCAUUGCCAUAUCGAGGAAGUUUAUUUUAUCCAAUAAAAUUUCCAUUUUUACCUGUUUAUCGUAUCGCAUAUAUAGCAAACAUUCCGCGAACUAAUGAAAACAUUCUGAGUUGUUCAAAUUCUCAAUAUAUUGAUGGAAAAUGUGUCUAA